AUGGAGCUUUCUUUGAAGAAUGCAACUUAUAUUCAUACAUAUAUUGAAGGAAUUUUGAAGGAUGUAAAACAAGAACCGAGAACUAGGAUGUGUCUAAAGGAUUGUAUGGAAUUUUACUCUACUGCUGUAGAAGAUCUUCAAGAAGCCAUGGAAGCAUUUAAUGGUAAAGAUUAUUAUAAUGCUCUCAGACUUGUGAGCGAUGCCGGGAUCUAUGCAGAUACAUGUAAAACUGGGUUUACAGAAUUUGGUGUUGAUUUCAAUCUAUUAAGGAAACAAGAUUAUGAUUUCUAUCAGCUAACUGACAUUUCCCUAGAUAUAAUUGCAAAAAUAUCCGAUUCAAAAGUGUAA
Molecule: messenger RNA, 348 nt
Organism: Papaver somniferum (opium poppy)
Lineage: Eukaryota; Viridiplantae; Streptophyta; Magnoliopsida; Ranunculales; Papaveraceae
Product: putative invertase inhibitor
Exons: 1
Coding region: 1-348 (115 amino acids)
Molecular function (GO): enzyme inhibitor activity
Source: RefSeq, a predicted model, not a curated record